Molecule: messenger RNA, 165 nt
Organism: Funneliformis geosporum
Lineage: Eukaryota; Fungi; Glomeromycota; Glomeromycetes; Glomerales; Glomeraceae
Source: the annotation of a GenBank genome assembly
CAGUCCUUGGACUUCCUAAGUGGUCGUAGUCGAAAAGAAGAGGCUAAGUGUCGAAAACCUAAAGCUACCGUCACCAAGAUCGAUAAUUACCCUCAAAUUGAAGAUGCUGAAAACUUAGUCAGAUCUCGAUGGUUCUCCUUUCUUGAUAUGGCCAGCAGAUUCUGA